AUGAAUAACUCAACAGACGCAACGUUACAGCAAGAUGGUUGUAAUGACAAUGGAGAAGAAACUUUAAGAAUUACUCGUAUGAUUGUGUAUAUAUCUGUAUCGCUGGCAUCAUACUUUGGAAAUAUUCUAAUUCUUGUCAGCUUAAGAAAAUUUCCAGACUUUUUGAAAGGAACACCUUACAUCCUAUUAGGGAAUUUAGCUGUAGCAGAUAUACUUCUAGCUAUUGGACUUACCUUUCAAAUUAUUAGAAUCAUUUUUCAUCCAUUUGAUGGUGAGAUGUUCGUCUGCGCAAUAAACACGUGUUGUAUUGGAAUAUCUAUUGCAACCUCUGGGUUAUUGUUAAUGUUUAUAUCUGUGGACAGAUUUUGUGCAAUCGUGUUCCCAAUGAAACAUUUAAUUCAUUCAACGAAAGUGAAAUGUAGACGAAUAAAACUUGUGCUUGUAUGGGUAAUAUCGGUGACCUUUAUCUUCACUAUGAGACUCUCUAAUCUGAAACGAUCAGAAAUAAGUACAUGUGAUCAAUGUGAGACGACACCAAAAGAGGUAUCGCUUAUUGCAGCAGUUUUUAUGACUCUACAAUUUAUCAUGAAUAUUGUUAUGUGCUUAAUUGUUAAACAGAGACUUAAAUCAAAUUCCAUGUCAAACCAAAAGUAUCAGAAAGCUAUGGUAAAAUGUGGCCUGCUAAUACGGGUGUAUAUCGUUUUUGCGUUGUGUUGGACACCAUAUGUUGUGACAGUUAUAGCAAUGGCGGCAUCAAAAGAUAAAGACAAGUACGCGGAUGUACGAUCAUAUACCAUUAUUCCGGGUCUCAUGAAUUCGUCAAUGAAUUGGAUAAUCUAUGGCCUUUCAAAUAAAAAACUUCGAGAUUCUUUCAAACAUGUUUUACUUUGCAAAAAUCAAAGACAGAUGCUUUCGUCGAAAUAUAUCAAGACAAAAGUUUCUGAAAAAAUGGAAAAUGAUAAUUAUUCCGCUGCAAUUCCAUCCUAUGAAGACUCGAUCACAUGA
This is a messenger RNA of Ruditapes philippinarum (Manila clam), 1005 nucleotides long. RefSeq names its product somatostatin receptor type 5-like. Bases 1 to 1005 code for a protein of 334 amino acids. Gene Ontology annotation, cellular component: membrane. The transcript has a single exon. The record is from RefSeq and is a predicted model, not a curated record. Lineage: Eukaryota; Metazoa; Mollusca; Bivalvia; Venerida; Veneridae. Gene Ontology annotation, molecular function: G protein-coupled receptor activity. Gene Ontology annotation, biological process: G protein-coupled receptor signaling pathway.